Lobosporangium transversale is the source of this 746-nucleotide messenger RNA. RefSeq lists its product as hypothetical. The record is from RefSeq and is a predicted model, not a curated record. The transcript has 2 exons. The coding region runs from base 82 to 594 and encodes 170 amino acids. Lineage: Eukaryota; Fungi; Mortierellomycota; Mortierellomycetes; Mortierellales; Mortierellaceae.
CCCUUUUUUUCCUCACGAACAAAGUCAAAGCCCCAUUUUCUCACGCCCGACAUCUUUCUCUUUCUCUCUUAUCUCACCAUUAUGUCUCUUUCACAAGAACAGCAACAAGAAGCAGCUGCAUUACUCCCUGAUCUUCUGGCUGAGGAGAAGGAACUCCAGUUCUCAAGGUUCACUAAUGAUGAUGCCCUCACUCUUGGAAAUAGAUUGACUCAGUUGGCUAAGGCUUGGAACAAGGGAGGAGUCACUAUCUCAAUUACUCGCAACGGACAAGUUCUCUUCCAACAUGCUAUGGCAGGAACAUCUGUUGAUAAUGAAAACUGGAUGCGUCGUAAAACCAAUACAGUGGUUCGCCUACAACAUUCGUCAUACUAUAUCGGUCGUUCACUUGCUGCCAAAGGUGAAACUGACAUGGAACGUAGCUAUAAAGUGUCUAUGGUCGACUAUGCCUGUCAUGGCGGAGGAUUCCCAUUGCUGAUCAGAAAUGUUGGCUGUGUAGGCGCGAUUGUUGUCAGUGGGCUCAAACAGGCGGAGGACCAUGCUCUGGUCGUCCAAGGUAUCCGCGAAAUGAUUCAAAGCAUGGAAAGCAAACCGUAAAGGAACACAUGCAAAGCUAAGAAAUUUAAUCCAUGCAAGAACGGGAAGCAAAUUAUUUCAUAUAUUUUCAUGGUACACACAUUGAGUGCAAAGUGGUUUUGCUGAAGAAGGAUCCAAGUCACCAUAAGAAUAAACUUGAUAUAACAGUUAAU